AAAUAAAUUAUUUCUGCAGGCAAAUAAAAUGCGAAACAACCAUAGUUGCUGAAAAAUACCAAAACAUCAUCAUUUCGUCACUAUUUAAAUUAGAAAUCAUUUGAAAAAUAUGGCAGAUGCAAUAGUUAGCGAUUGGUUGGCCGAAUAUAAUUCAUUGGAGCCACAAGAAAUCAGAACAUUUGCGGCACUACAUGCUGAGAAUCACGAACUCUCAACAGCAAUUCAAACAAUUUUGAAUGACAAAACAAAACAUUCUGAACUACUUCACCCGAUUUGCAUUCAACUUUAUAAUUUCUAUCGAUCAAAUGAGAACGAAUUGAAAUUAUUCACUCUCCAAUUUAUUCCGAAUCUUAUAUAUCUGUACCUGAAUGCUGUUGCCAUCGGUGAGAAACAAAACCUACGAUGUGUUGAAACAUUGAUUCUUUGCGCUUACAAUAUUGAAGUGUGUAGUGACAAAGGCAUGCUUAAGUCAGUUUCCUAUCGUAUGCCAGUACUUGCUCAAACUUCAAUCUAUCACGAAGAGAAAAACCUUCACCCUAGUGAUCUUAAACGAUGGGAGGAAAAUAGCAAUAAGGAAAUUUCAUGGAAAAUAAUGAAGCCAGUCUAUAAGAUAACAGCUCAGAAUCGUUUGACAGUGAUGGCUGCACUUAUGUUCAUUUUUAAUCAACAACUCAGUUUGAUCCAAAAGUCAUCCCUUUACCACUUGUGUAAGAUCAGCUCAAAGUUGGUUACACAAGGUUUCGUUAAGCAUGGACAUUCAUACCGUGCUUCCUAUGGAAAUGACCCUUCAAAUCAAUCUGCAACUUCCACACCGAAUUCAUCGAGCGUCAUUAAACAAAAUCCUCGUAUUCCAAUGUCUCAGCAAUUUCUUGUCGAACUUUUACAUGCAAUUUAUUUUGCAAUGUUUAAUGAGAUUGCAUCUGUUGCAAUACAAGCUGUUGAUGACAUCCAUAAUCGAGCCUGUUACGAACUUUACUCUGAUGUGAUAUUAGUAACUAACGCCAUCAAAAAUUCUCUUCAAGCCAAUCCAUCUGGACAACCAAGUGAUGGACCAAUGGGAAUUUCCGUUGCUUUAACACCAGCAACAAAUGUCGUCACCAUGUCCAAAUCUAUGAUUACAAACGCGUCAUUUCGCACGAAAAAAUUGCCGGAUGACAUUCCGAUUCAAAUUGACGCAAGUGCAUCACAUGCACAUACACAUGCUGGUGGAAAUUCACAACAAAAUCAACUUCUAGGGAGCAUCAACGAAGAACAAGAAAGCGAUGCAAAUGCAGCAAAAGUUCAAAGUGGAAAAUCGGGUAAGGAUGGAACUACAAAAUCUCACAAAGCACCGUUUGGUGGACUUAAAAAGCUGAUUGAUCGUGAGAAAGACAAAGACAAGGAUAAAGACAAAGAGAAGGAGAAAGAAAAAGAAAAGAAGGAAAGUGUUUUGAAAGUUGGAUUGAACGAGACGAAGGAGAACGUCAAGAAGUUGAUGGGUAAAGAUAAACAGAGCAGUAAAGCGUCUCUUCACACAAAUAUUGAAGUAGACUCUCAACUCCAUAGCAGCAAUAAUGGAGACUUGAAAAUUUCAACCAACUCUCCGAACGCAAUAAUUAAGCGUGCAAGUGAAAUUAGCAAUGAUGGUGGCGUUGACCUCAACGAAAAGCCAUUGUUGGAUGUUUUACAUAUGGGAAAAAUUGACAGCGCAGUAAGUAACGGAUCGCAUGGGAUUAUUUCACCAUUUGACACGUAUAAUGAUGAUAGCGAUUCGGAUGGUGCAUUUGUGGAUCCACCACACCAACAACUCUCUUCAUCAUCUUCUGCUUCAGUUAAUAUUCUGAUGGAAAACAAUGCCAACAACAAUAAAAUGAUGGGAAAUGUUCAAGUUAGUCAAGUAUAAAGUUUCAAAACUAUUCUUCUCGUUAAUAUGAUGAACGCGUUAUUGAUUGUUAUCAGUUAAUAAACUAAAUAUUGUUAUAAACUUGAACUAGUAAUUAGCAUUGGAAAAAUUCAUUCAUUUCGUUUCAUGAAAAAGUGUUUAAAUAUUUUUUUCUUUCUUUUUCA
Clunio marinus is the source of this 2046-nucleotide messenger RNA. Lineage: Eukaryota; Metazoa; Arthropoda; Insecta; Diptera; Chironomidae. The record is from the annotation of a GenBank genome assembly.